Molecule: messenger RNA, 5708 nt
Organism: Silurus meridionalis
Lineage: Eukaryota; Metazoa; Chordata; Actinopteri; Siluriformes; Siluridae
Gene: gpatch8
Product: G patch domain containing 8
Exons: 10
Coding region: 296-4585 (1429 amino acids)
Cellular component (GO): nucleus
Molecular function (GO): nucleic acid binding
Source: RefSeq, a predicted model, not a curated record
CGAGGAACGUGAUUUCCAGGGUGGAAAUCACUUUGACCGGUAUGACGAGGGCCAGUUGGAGUUGGAACAGGCCUCCCUGGACAAGCCCAUAGAACCGUGUCUGUGUAGGACAGUAAUUUCAGAUAUUUACAGUAUUGUACACAACUUGGGGUGUUCGACAUUUCUCUCCUGCAGCGAAUUGGCCCCAAUUAGCUAAGCAGCUCUGACCCGGCCAGGGUUUAAAAGCCAGGAUAACAUUGGCCAUCGGCUACUUCAGAAACAUGGCUGGAAGCUGGGACAAGGCCUCGGCAAAACGAUGCAGGGACGCACCGACCCUGUACCCAUCAUCGUCAAAUAUGAUGUCAUGGGGAUGGGACGCAUGGAAAUGGAGCUGGACUACGCUGAAGACGCAACAGAGAAGCGGCGAGCAUUGGAGGUGGAGAAAGAGGACACAGAGGAGUUGCGGCAAAAAUACAAGGAUUACGCCGAGAAAGAGAAAGCCAUUGCCAAGGCGUUGGAAGACCUGAGAGCGAAUUUUUACUGUGAACUAUGUGAUAAGCAGUAUCAGAAACACCAGGAGUUUGACAAUCACAUCAACUCUUAUGACCAUGCACACAAACAGAGGCUUAAAGAGCUGAAGCAGAGGGAAUUUGCCAGGAACGUGUCUUCGCGUUCCCGCAAAGUUGGAAAAAAGCAGGAGAAGAUGCUGCGACGUUUACACGAGCUGGCGGAGCAGAGGAAGCAGCAGGAAUGCGUUCCUGGUAGCGGACCAAUGUUCAAGCAAACCACAGUGGCAGUUGACGGAGAAGAAGGUGGCUUCUCAAGCAUCGAUGGUGUUCCUAUGACCCUAGAUAGUGCGACAGAGGAAUCUUCAGGAGAGGAUAAGGGAAACUCUGGCGGUUUUGGUCAAAGCUCCCCAAAACCGGGACCAACCAUCAGUUUCUCCCUUCGCAAGAACACGUCUUCGCCGACACCAAGCGUUGGAUCCAACGCUCCCAAAGUCAGCGUGUCCUUCUCCUUUGCUAAAAAGGCACCUGUCAAACUAGAGACAGCUGCAGCUGUGUUUGCAGACCAUGGAGAGGAAGCAAUAGAAGGAGAAGAGUGCCAGGAAGAAGCAGUUGAGAAAACAACAGGGGAGGAAGGAGGUACAGCAUCCAGCACCGACAGCCCACAGAGUGGAUCUGGUGGCACGGGUGGAGCAGAUGAACAGCCCCAGUCUGACGAUGGAGGGACUCUGGCGUCCACUCUUAACAAGUUAAAUAUGAUGAUGAAGAAAGAGGAAGGUUACUCUGGGCAGGAGCCGGAAUAUUAUCACUAUAUGCCUCCUGCGCACUGUCGGGUAAAGCCUCAUUUCCAGUUUUUGCUCUUCAUGAAAUCCUCUGACCAGUGCAGUAGUCGAGAGGAAGAAGAGGAUGGGGAGGAAGAGCAGGAAGCAGGACAAUCGGAAGCAGAGGUCGAACAGAAAGAGUCUAAAAACAGCGAUUGCAAAUCAGAGGACUCUGUGAGUGAGCCUGUAAAAGAGCCAGAUACAAAUUUGACUUCGUUGCCCAAAGUAGAUACUGAAGUGGUAUCUGAUAACACCCCAGCGAGCAAUGCGGAUUCCUCGAGCACUGGUUCCCAAUUAGUUGAGGCUAAGCAAGUGUUAUCUGAAUCUCAAGACACUGGCCCUCGCAUGCCAACAGACCCUUUUUUUCUUGUUCUGAGUAAAGACGAGAGCACUACAUUACAAUGGCCUUCUGAACUCCUGGAAUUCACUAAGGCUCAGCCUUCACUGUCCUACAGUUGCAACCCUCUGUAUUUUGAUUUUAAGCUGUCCAGGAAUAAAGGCAACAGAGGUGGUAAGGCAAACAAAGCUGGUAAACCAGCUAAUGCUGAUGGUGGAGAGGCAUCUAAGCCAGAAGAUAGCAUUUCCACUGUAGCCACAAGUAGAGAAACUAUCGCAGCACCACCGGGUGUCAACGCUGACAAAAAAGACGAUUCUUCCUUGAAAGAAAGGACGACAGAUCAUGAGAGCAAAGACAAGAAGCUAGAAAACUCUGAAGAUGCAGUAGGAGGGUCUAAGAAAAAGAAAAAAAAGAAGAAACACAAGAAGUCAAGCAAGAAAGCCAAACAAAAGGCUAAAGAGAAAGUAGAGGGUGAGAUGGAGACUGAGACACCAGGGGAGAAGAGCAAAAAGAAAAAGAAACACAAACGGAAGAAAAACAAAGCACGGGCAGAGGACGACGUGAAAGCAGGAGAAAAUAAAGACCAGAAAGACACAGAUGAAAAAGGUGGAACCAAUUCCUCUGCACAGCCUACAGGAGGAAAUUUGACUUCAGAUGGAGGAAAAAGAAAACGGCCCCAUAAAGAACUGUCGCAAAGGGCAGGUCCUCAAGAGGGCAGCACAGCAAAGUCCAACUCUUUAGAAGAGCACAGUGCUACAAAACGUCCCAAACCUGACCCGAGCACAUCAGGUGCGUCCUGCUCUGCUUCUGCCCAGAAGAGCACUGCGGGUGGUCGCCCCCCAACAAGUGAAAGCGACGAAGAAGGAGGCUCUGCGUCUCAGCGCUCACGCCGUCCUCACCGUCACGCUACCCCUCCACGUGAACAUCGGCACCACAGCGAGGACUCCGGACAGUCGGGUCGCUCACGAAGCCGUUCCACUCACAGAGGAGAUCGUAAUCAUCGGCGCAACAGAGGUCAAGCGUCUCGCAGUUGGUCGUAUUCAAGCAGUUCGGAACGUUCCUCGGCAGGAAGCAGCGCUUACAGUCGCCGCAGCCACAGCUACUCUGAUAGCUACAGUGACUACAGCAAUGGAGAACAUCACCGCAGGACAAAAAGACGGUCUUCAGACUCUGAAUACGACAGGAGAGGGGGUGGGCGGUCACAUAGACGGCAUUACUCCUCCUCGUCCUCAGAGGAAGACUCUCGUUCUCGGUCACGCUCGCACAGUCGCAGGAAGCACCACAGACGACAUCAUCGCAGCAGCAGCCGCAGUUACAGUCGGAGCAGCAGGAGCAGCAGCGCUCGCUCGUACAGACGCGGCAGCUACAGCCGGAGUCGGAGCUCUGCCAGUCGCUCGUCCAGCUCCACUAAAGGCUCACCGCACCGACACAGUCACAACCGACGAGCUGACAGCUCUUCGCGGCGGCGCAACUUUAACCGCUCUCGCAUCUACCAGUCGCAGUCUCUGAGGUCUUCCUCAUCCCGUGCACAGCCACAAACCAGCCAUUCGACUCAAGCAACUAAAGGAAGCGGCGGAGGAGGAGGUGCUUCAGAGCAUCGGAACACACUCACUGCGCGACAGCUUCUCGAAAAAGUACAGUCUCGCAAGGGCGGCGAAGAGUCAGGAACCAAACCAGGCAACAAAAUUAAGGACCCCCCACAGGGCUACUUUGGGCCCAAGCUCCCCCCUGUUCUUGGAACCAAAAACAUGUUGCCCCUAUUCGGUAAACUGCAAGCAGGGAAGAAACCUCCAUUACUUUCUGUAAUGCGAACGGACGAUGGGGAAAAGUCAGGACUUGGAAAGGGCUCCGAUACAAGUAACGAGGUGAUCCUUGUCGAGCCAAUCCGCGAGUUUCCACCUCCACCCCCACCCCCUCCUCCACCGGUCCAGCAACAGCAGCAACAACAGGUGGAGGAGACGAUCUCAAAUACCGUGGUCUCCGAUGAGACCAGAGACCAAGUCUCAGAACCCCAAGUACUUCAUGAUCAACGGUCAAUUUUCGGGCAGGAAUCAGCUGAAGUGAUGCCUGCAUACCAAGUUGAGCCUGGCCAAGACCCCAACAACCCAAUGAUGGACGGGUGUAUUCUGGGACCUGACAUGGGCCAGCAAACAGCCAUGCAUGCCUAUCCAGGCUACACGGUCCCCACUAUGGAGGAGGAGGAUAUGGGCAUGGAAGCCGAAGAGGACGGCUUGGCACCGCUGGAGAGCCAGCCGAUCACAUUUACCCCAGAGGAGAUGGAGAAAUACAGUAAGCUUCAACAAGCUGCCCAGCAACACAUCCAGCAGCAGCUUCUAGCGAAACAGGUGAAAACUUUCCCGUCGGCCGCGGCCGCUGCAGCAGCAGCUAACCUGGCUGCUGCCGCCAGCCUUAUGCCUGCACCUCCUCCACCGCCUGCUGCUCUGCAACCGAUCCACAUUCAGCAGCCUGCUGUGUCUGCGAGUUCAGCCACGUCUAUUACAACGGUGCAACACGCCAUCCUGCAGCAUCAUGCAGCUGCCACAGCGAUGGGACUCCACCAUCAUAAUCCACACCAUGCUCACCAUGCUCACGCCCAGCUUGCCCAAGUGCACCAUAUACCCCAACACCACCUCACCCCUAUUUCUUUGUCACCUUUGGGCCACACAUUAGGUCAUACUUUAAGCCACUCAAUAGGGCCCACUGGUCUGAUUUCAGCCCACCAUUCUGCCUUUCUCCCUGGCCAGCCAAUCCACAUAAUCCCAGCAUCUGCACUCCACCAUGCCCCAUUAGCUUUACAUCAUGUCCCCCAUGCCCUUUAUCCCACUCUUUUCGCACCACGGCCAUCAGCUGCAGCUGCAGCAGCAGCUCUGCAGCUCCACCCUCUCCUUCACCCCAUUUUUUCAGGGCAAGACCUUCAGCACCCUCCUAAUCAUGGUUCCUGAGAUUACCUACCUUUAUUUGGUAGCCUUGCUUCUUUUUAUUAGCCGUCUUUCCAUCAGUGGUAACCUCUCAAAUAUAAUAUUCGUUGGACAAUCAACAGUAAAAAAAUAAAUAAAUAAAUAAAAAUAAAAAAACAACCUACGAUUUAGAAAAAAACGUGACACAUGCUCUGAAAUACCCGAUAGUUUUCCCGACGAUUAUGAAUUUGAGGAUUUCUUACAAAUUGAGAUUUUUGCAGCUAUAAAACCCACCACUGGAUUUUUUUUUUUGAUUUAUAGAAUUAAAAAAAAUAUUCUUCAUGGUCUUAUUUUCAACCCUGCAGCCAAAGAGACUUACUGUGGACAGUCAAGUUGCAGGCAUAUAAUCAGGAUUUAUUGUUAAACAGAUUUUCUCCUCCAAGUGAAGCACCAAAACCAGAACAGGAAUUAUGAGAGGGAUUAAAAGCCAUAUUUCAUACCUAAUGCAACUGUAAAAGGUUUGUGAUUAAAAAGAUUUAAAAUAAAUGAAAUACAAAAAAAAAAAAUCCAUGAGGAAAAUGAAGAAAACCGAACACAACUGAGGCGCUUAACAAAACCUCGAUGUCGGAAGAUGUUGACGUUCGUUCUGUUACACUGUCUUGGGUGUCCCCUUAUGCUCUGAUGGACCUAAGUUGCACUGAAAAAUGGACAUCGAGAUGCUGCUUUCGCAUCAUGUAAGAACUGUAUGAUUGUAGUACUCUGCAAUAAUUUUAUUUUUUAUUUGAUUUUAAAUUAUUUUCCAGGUUUGUUUUUUUUUUUUGUUUGUUUUUUUUCUGAGCUUUUCCUUGUGUAAUUAAUUCUUUGUAAAUAGAUAUCAUAAAGUAUUGUAAAAUAAGACAACUUUGUAACUGUUUAAAAUUAGUACAAAAAAAAGAAUGAAUGGACAAAGAAAAAUAAACAGAGGGCAGGAAAAGAUUUGAUCAGGGUUGGUACAAUAGAGCUGAAAAAACCUGCUGUAACUGGUGUGGUCAUGGGGCAGGUCUGAUGCACAGGGAUUCGUUUUGGGGUUUGGGGCGAUGUUACGUUAUACAUUGCGUAAGUGGAAGCAAAUAUAUUCACUUUUUUAUUCUUUAUUGAUGUGAUGGAAAAUAAAGCAGUUUGAGACCUG